Molecule: messenger RNA, 1570 nt
Organism: Sinocyclocheilus grahami
Lineage: Eukaryota; Metazoa; Chordata; Actinopteri; Cypriniformes; Cyprinidae
Product: zinc-binding protein A33-like
Exons: 6
Coding region: 51-1451 (466 amino acids)
Molecular function (GO): zinc ion binding
Source: RefSeq, a predicted model, not a curated record
GAACAUACUGGUCUGAUUACAACAGGUGAAGCUUUCUGUUUUUGUUGAACAUGGCUUCAACCCUUUCUUUCUGCCUCAUGUGUCCAGUGUGUUUGAGUGACUUCAACGAUCCAGUAAGUUUACCUUGUGAGCACGUUUUCUGCCGACAGUGUAUUACAAGUUAUUUGGAAUCACAUGAAGGUGCUCACAAAUGCCCAGAAUGCAGACAAAACUUCACCAGACAGGAUCUUAAAGGUAACCGAGUGCUGAGAAAUGUUGUUGACGUCUUACAACAACAAAAACUCAAGACAAGACAACAGACUCCAAAGAAUACUCAAGAAAUGCUAUGCUCUGAGCAUAUGGAACCACUUAAACUUUUCUGUGAGAAUGACCGGAAAUUGGUUUGCCUCAUCUGCAAGGAGGGAGAGAAACACUGUGGACACAGUUUCAAGCCUGUAAAGGAAGCUAUGGAGAUCAGUGAGAAGGUGGUGAGGGAAGCACUAAGAUUUAUUUUACAUGACAACAAACAAAUGGGUGACAUGAUCUUGAGUCAGAUGCUUGAAAUCACAACGUCUAAGGAAAGGGCCAAACGACUUGAGGAAAAGAUGCAUGUUCAGUUUAACAAAAUGCAUGACUUUUUGAGGAAAAAGGAGGAAGAAAUGGUAAGGCAACUCCACAGACAAGCAAGCAGUGCCGAAGUAUCAAUGAGGCAAAAUGCAUCAUUUUUAUCAAAGCUGCAAAUAAAUGGAAACAACCAGGAGUCCAUAUUGGAGUCAGGACUACAGAUGAGCCAACCGGAGAGGUUUUUAGAGUGGUGGAGUGAAAAGGGUUUCCCUUUGGUUGAUGCAAUCACACUCGGUGAGAACAAAGACAUCAAGUCUGCUCUGCCAACCAAAUUUAAGUCAAGACUUGAUGGUACUCGAGUGAUUUCUGACCACUUCACCCUUGGCCCUUAUGAAACUGACCUGCCACUAAUUGUUUGGAGAGACAUGCUAGGCUCUGUUAAACAAGACCUAUCAGAUACAUCUACAAUAGACAAAGACCUGAAACUGACUAUCAAAAAAGAGAGCCAUCUGCAGUCUCAAGGGGAAGAUUACUUUGCCAAAUUCCAGAAGUUUCACAAUGGUUAUAAGGACAAUUAUGUGGAGAACAUACAUCCUGGUCAGGUGUACUGGGAGGUUGAUGUAGGAGCUGAAGCAGGAUGGGAACAUGGACUUACAGUUAGAUAUUACCCAAAGGAGAAAAACGUUUCUGUCUGGCAGACACUGUUUUCUAAAUGUUUUGAGCACAUAUCUCUUUCUGUAAAGAAUGACAGACUGCAAGCUGUAAGGGGAGGUGAAGAAACCCCAAUCGUCACCCAGAUUAUACCCAGCAGAGUCGGGGUUUAUGUAGACAGUGAGAAACGUCAGGUUGUAUUUUGCAAUGCAGACAAUAUGUCUCUCCUUCACACAGUGUGGUGUGGAGAUAAAUAGAUUUAUAUAGACAUCAAAAAUUCCAUUUACUAAGCCUGCUUUGAAUUUUAAGUGACAUUUAUAAACCAUUUAGUCUGAGAAACGGUCUGGUCAUCCUAUUAAUUUUGAUAUAAAUUAUA